AUGGACGAUCCGUUGGAGGAUUCCGGCGCCGGCGCCGGCGCCGGAGACCGGCGAGUAAUCUUCGGGAAAUACGAGAUGGGUCGGUUGUUAGGCCAAGGAAUGUUUGCAAAAGUUUAUUACGCGAGGGACUUAGUCACGUCGGAGGGUGUCGCCGUGAAAGUUAUCAAAACGGAGCAGGUGAGGAAAGAAGGUUUAAUGGAGCAGAUCACGAGAGAGAUAUCCGUCAUGCGGCUGGUCCGCCACCGUAACGUCGUUCAGUUGACGGAAGUUAUGGCGACGAAAACCAAGAUUUUUCUGGUAAUGGAGUACGUCAGAGGCGGCGAGUUGUUUGCUAAAGUCGCGAAAGGAAGAUUGAAAGAAGAUUUAGCGAGAAAAUAUUUUCAGCAGCUGAUCAGCGCCAUCGAUUACUGCCAUAGCCGCGGCGUCUCCCACCGUGAUCUGAAGCCGGAGAAUCUCCUCUUGGACGAAAACGAAGACCUCAAAGUCUCCGAUUUUGGAUUGUCGGCAUUGCCGGAGCAGCUGAGGAACGACGGAAUGCUUCAUACUCAGUGUGGUACUCCCGCAUACGUUGCGCCGGAAGUCCUCCGGAAAAAAGGCUACGAUGGCGCCACAGCCGAUAUCUGGUCUUGUGGCGUAAUUUUAUACGUUCUACUCGCCGGCUGUCUUCCGUUCCGAGAAGAUAACGUCAUGCACAUGUACAAAAAGAUCUUCAAAGCGGAAUACGAGUUUCCGCCGUGGUUCUCCGCCGAUGCACGACGGUUGAUUUCAAAGCUAUUAAUGGUGAACCCGUCGCAAAGAUUCACAAUUCCGGCGAUCAAACAGAAUCCAUGGUUCUCAAAAGGGCUCGAAACUCCAAUCGCCAUUAACGAACUCGAUCAUAGAGACGAAAACAAACCAGAAUCAGAAAAGUUUUCCGUUAAAAGAUCGAAAUCAUCGCCGCCGUUCUACAACGCAUUCGAGUUCAUCUCCUCCAUGUCCACCGGCUUCGAUUUAUCCGGCAUGUUCGAAACUAGUCGGAAAUCCGGAUCCUUAUUUACAUCAAAAUUUGGAGCCCCGAUCAUCAUGAACAAACUGGAAUCCGUAGCUAAGAAGUUGAAUUUGAAGAUUUCGUUUUCGAAUCAAAACGAGUAUAAAUUGAAGAUGCAGGGGGUAUCGGAGGGAAGAAAAGGGAAGUUAUCGGUGACGGCGGAGGUGUUUGAGGUGGCGCCGGAGGUGGCGGUGGUGGAGUUAUCGAAGGCGGCGGGGGAUACGUUAGAGUACAAGAAAUUAUGCGAAGAGUACAUAAGGCCUGGGCUACAAGAGAUUGUGUGGAGCUGGCAAGGUGAGGAUAGCAACCGUUAACUGCCAAACAACCGACCAUAUUAGAAAUCACUUGAGAUGAUAUGAGAUCAAACUGUUUUUUUCUACUAGUGAGACCAUAUAAAAACACUGAAACUUCACAAUAAAACAUUGUAAAGGUAAAUCUUUAUAGUGUUUUUGUUGUGAAAAUACGAUAUUUUAAUGUUUUUUUUUCUAUAAAGUUUCAGUGUUAUUUUGUGGUUUUACUAGUCUUACAAAAACAGAUUGGUUUCACAUGAAUCCGGCCUCGUAGAAAGUAGUGGUAUAGUAGUUGGCUGAACUUAUAAUGUAACUAAAAUGUU
This is a messenger RNA of Cynara cardunculus var. scolymus (artichoke), 1640 nucleotides long. Its product is annotated as CBL-interacting serine/threonine-protein kinase 25-like. Gene Ontology annotation, biological process: signal transduction; protein phosphorylation. NCBI's taxonomy places the organism in Eukaryota, Viridiplantae, Streptophyta, Magnoliopsida, Asterales, Asteraceae. The coding region runs from base 1 to 1341 and encodes 446 amino acids. The record is from RefSeq and is a predicted model, not a curated record. Gene Ontology annotation, molecular function: ATP binding; protein kinase activity. The transcript is spliced from 2 exons.